Mesorhabditis spiculigera is the source of this 216-nucleotide messenger RNA. The record is from the annotation of a GenBank genome assembly. Lineage: Eukaryota; Metazoa; Nematoda; Chromadorea; Rhabditida; Rhabditidae.
AUGUCCAUCCGGUACGUCUUGCUCUUGGUGUUCCUCGUUGGCGCUGUUUUCUGCCAGUUCGAGGAGGUUAAGCGAAGGAUUGGCCUACGCUACAUGUACGACCAGGAUGCGCCCUCUGAUGUUGUCGGUAUGCUGUCACAAGACGAUUUGAACAACCCACGACCACUUCUCCGGGGAAGAUACGGCAAGCGCUCCAACCUGCCCCCAAUCCUCUAU